UCAUUCCUUUUGUGGCAAUUUCGAUAUAUCAGUCAAAUCUCUUCCACUUCUCACCUCAGUCCAAGUUUUAGUCAACUAAACCAGAAGCAGAGAAAAGCUCAACUCAACUUAUAUGGAUAUCUUUCACCGAUUCUCUGAUCAAUACUCUUUCCUAUCAAAUUCUUACUCGUUCAACGUGCCGGAUUCUUCUUCCUCGAUGUCGGACUCCUUUAGUCGUCGAGCUGCUCACUCAGACGAGGAGGUCAUGCUGGCUUCCAGCCACCCCAAGAAGCGCGCCGGUCGGAAGAAGUUCCGGGAGACUCGGCACCCGGUUUACAGGGGCGUCAGGAGAAGGAACUCCAAUAAGUGGGUGUGCGAGGUCAGGGAGCCCAACAAGAAGUCGCGGAUAUGGCUGGGAACGUUCCCCACUGCGGAAAUGGCUGCCAGGGCUCAUGACGUCGCUGCAUUGGCUCUCAGGGGGCGGUCCGCUUGUCUCAACUUCGCUGAUUCCGCGUGGCGUUUGCCCGUUCCCGUCUCCGCCGACCCCAAGGACAUUCAGAAGGCGGCAGCGGAGGCUGCGGAGGCGUUCCGGCCUCAGGAGUCGGAUGCGAUGUCGUCCGCUGAUGAUGUGAAGCCGGAGAAUGCAACGGCGACGUCGUCGGAAAACGUGUUGUACAUGGACGAGGAAGCAAUUUUCGGGAUGCCGGGAUUGCUUACCAACAUGGCAGAAGGGUUGCUACUCUCCCCGCCUCACUGUUUACAAGGUUGGGAUGACGUGGAAAGUGAUGCUGACGUGUCUCUAUGGAGUUACUCAAUAUGAUUGCGCCAGUAGCAAACAGAAGAGUCUGCUUUAUAAUUUUAUAUAUAAAGUGGGAUAGUGGUGGGCCCCCUUCUAUUUUUUUUCUGACAGGGGACAGAAAUGGAAAAGGGAUUGGGCUUGCUUUUGCUUUGCUUGGUAGGAAUGUAGGAUGCAAAUAUCUAUGUAUACAGUGCAAUUUCUUUGUAAAAUUUUGCCUCAAUUACGAUGUCUGUUGCUCUCAAAUUCGAGUUCGAGUCAAAGGUUCAAAGUAGGGAAGCUGAAAACAAAAUUUUGAAGGUUCAAA
Molecule: messenger RNA, 1082 nt
Organism: Nelumbo nucifera (sacred lotus)
Lineage: Eukaryota; Viridiplantae; Streptophyta; Magnoliopsida; Proteales; Nelumbonaceae
Gene: CBF4
Product: C-repeat-binding factor 4
Biological process (GO): regulation of DNA-templated transcription
Molecular function (GO): DNA binding; DNA-binding transcription factor activity
Source: RefSeq, a predicted model, not a curated record